AUGGAUGAGGCAGCAGAGAAGAAGAAAGGGAGUGAAAAGAAAAGUUUGCCGGUGCUGCCAUGGAUGAGAAAUCCUGUUGAUGUUAAUCUUAUCGAAGAAUGCCCUCUUAAUUUUCUUCCUUUUCUCGAUCCCAGGUUGGAAGUGGCUCUACAGAAUAUGGGUAUUAGUUCACUCUUUCCAGUCCAAGUUGCAGUUUGGCAAGAGACCAUAGGACCUGGUUCUUUCGAGAGAGACUUAUGUAUAAACUCACCAACGGGAAGUGGGAAAACCCUAGCUUAUGCUUUGCCCAUUGUGCAAAUGCUGUCAACUCGUGCUGUUAAGUGUCUUCGUGCUUUGGUGGUGUUGCCCACUCGUGAUUUAGCCAUGCAGGUCAAGGAAGUCUUUGCCACUAUUGCACCUGCGGUGGGGCUGUCUGUUGGUUUGGCAGUUGGUCAAUCUUCGAUUGCUGAUGAAAUUUCAGAGCUUAUCAAGAGACCUAAGCUUUGUGCAGGCAUCUGUUAUGAUCCUGAAGAUUUCUCACAGGAGUUGCAAAGUGCGGUGGACAUACUAGUGGCAACUCCUGGGAGGCUGAUAGACCAUAUCAAUAACACUAAGGGAUUUACACUCAAGCAUCUUUGUUAUCUUGUGGUUGAUGAAACAGAUCGACUACUCAGGGAGGCAUACCAAUCCUGGCUGCCUACGGUGCUAAAAUUGACAUGCUCUUGCACUGAAAGUCUCUUCCCAUAUUCCAACACUUCUCUUCCCUCCACAUUUGAUUCCUUGAAGACCAUAAGGCGACUUGGAGUAGAAAGAGGGUUCAAGGAUAAAUCUUAUCCGAGGCUUGUGAAGAUGGUUCUAUCUGCCACACUAACUCAAGAUCCAAGCAAGCUUGCUCAGCUUGAUCUGCAUCAUCCUUUGUUCUUGACCACUGGGCAAAGUCGUUAUCAGCUCCCUGAACAACUAAAAUCCUUCAAACUGAUAUGUGAAUCAAAGCUCAAACCCCUGUAUUUGGUUGCCCUUUUGCAAACUUUGGAAGGGGAAAAAAGUAUCGUUUUCACAUCAUCUGUAGAGUCAACACAUAGACUAUGUACCUUACUAAAUUUUUUUGGUGAUUUGCAAAUCAAGAUCAAGGAGUACUCAGGUCUUCAACGCCAAUCUGUAAGAAGUACAACAUUGAGGGCAUUCCGUGCAGGGAAAAUACAAGUACUUGUUUCAUCUGAUGCGAUGACCCGUGGAAUGGAUGUCGAUGGGGUGAGAAACGUCAUCAAUUAUGAUAUGCCUGCAUAUAUUAAGACAUACAUCCAUCGGGCUGGUCGAACUGCAAGAGCAGGCCAGACUGGUUGUUGCUUUACGCUGCUGCACAAAGAAGAGGUCAAGCGAUUCAAGAAGCUAUUACUGAAAGCUGAUAAUAACUGUUGUCCUGUUCACUCUGUUCCUUCAGAAUCAAUAGACUCACUUCGUUCUAUAUAUAAUUCUGCAUUGGCAAAACUGAAAGAGAGUGUCAAAGCAGAAACAUACAAGAAGCGGAAAAUUAAUUUCAAGCCUUCAAGCAUAGGCAAACAAAAGUAA
Molecule: messenger RNA, 1548 nt
Organism: Ilex paraguariensis (yerba mate)
Lineage: Eukaryota; Viridiplantae; Streptophyta; Magnoliopsida; Aquifoliales; Aquifoliaceae
Source: the annotation of a GenBank genome assembly